CGGGUCUCUUGACCAAUAUUUGCUGUAUUUAAAAUAACUACAACUAUUUUCUUCAACUUCUCAACUCACAAAUUUUGGUCUGCGCGCAACAUACAAACACGAUUAUCGACUUUUCUCUAGGGGUCGUAAUUAUCAUCGCCACCCGUUGCCAUACCGAUUUCUCCCUCAUCCGUGUACUUGUUGCCCGCCAAACCCCUGCAGCUAGCAGAGAUGGCCGCAUCACUUCUUUCAUAUGUGCCGAUCGUCAACCGGCUGGUUCCCCAAGAGGAGCCACUUGAAAUCAAGCUCGAACCGGUCGAAGUGCACAACGUCGAAACGGCGGCGGAGAAGCGGCCUAGAACGCUAAAGCACCUCCUUCGUGCAAAUCACGUGAACCACGCCAUCAUCUACCACGACCUCGAGUUCGACAACCACAUGCCCCACAUACUCUGCUCAGCCUACAUUCUGGGCGCAGAUGUGGCCAAGCUGCAUGAGAUUUAUGACGUUCAAAGCAAGGAGCUCGAGCCAUGGACCGACUCGCCGGCCGAGAUAAUCCAGGACGACUGGAGGGACUUUCUCGGGGAUAGGCGGUACCAGAGGGCCUAUAUUGACUUUUUCGAAGAUAACCUGGCUUUCGAGCACGGUUAUGACUGGAAGAAGGUCGUGGCUAAGUACAUGUUUGAGGGAAAGGAGCCGUUGGUUAACGGGCUGAUUGGAGGGUUGGCCCAUCCACUAAUCCAUCUCAGCUACGCCUACGAGAUGGAUAAUCGGGAAAUCGCCAUCGAGGCCCUAGGAAUGGCCGCAACGCAGUACAACUUUUUGCACCAGUACACCGAUGACCACUCCUAUACCAAACCUGCGCCAUUUUCGUCGACGAACCCCUCUGAGCUGAUCGAAAGGCUGUCUGCCGAUAAGCGCUUCGACGGCCUCUUCAGCGAGCCGGGCUUCGCCAACUUCCCGGCAGUCUUUGCCAAGCACGAGGACCUGCUGCUGGAGUACUGGAACGCGUGGGAGAUACGAGACGACCCCCUGCGGCAAUUUCGCGAGUCCCAGGAGCUGGCCGUCAACCUGCUCGUGGCCACCGUGCGGCCCGGCACGCACUCGUACAACUUCUUUGUGGUGCACCUGCUGACGAGCAGCCACGCCGUGAGGAUACUGCUGCCCUACGUCCCGGCCAAGUUCCACGUGGGCCUGGUGCGGCAGUGGUGGCUGUUGACGCUGGCCGUCUACAUUGCGAUGCUGCGGCCCAAGGUCGUGGAGGACGACGUGCCCGUGACGACUAAAGGAUGGGGCUACGUGGAGGAGCAGGCCGUCACGUCGAGGUGGUCGACUGAUUCACACUUUGUCAAGGGUAUUCGAGCCAUCAGGGAAGCAUCUCGGACGUGGGGAGAUGUUCACAACAGGUAUCUGAACGCGGCGGUGAGAUUUGUUGAUGAUUUUGAGGGUUGGGUCUUUUAAACUGGCCCAGGUGGGACUGAAGAGAAGAAAUCACUUGAAAUGCUUAAAAAAACGAUUCAUUAUUUUGCUCAUUACAGCUUGUCGUUCAC
Messenger RNA from Pyricularia grisea, 1526 nucleotides. RefSeq lists its product as uncharacterized. The transcript is spliced from 3 exons. Bases 211 to 1437 code for a protein of 408 amino acids. NCBI's taxonomy places the organism in Eukaryota, Fungi, Ascomycota, Sordariomycetes, Magnaporthales, Pyriculariaceae. Gene Ontology annotation, molecular function: oxidoreductase activity. The record is from RefSeq and is a predicted model, not a curated record.